This is a messenger RNA of Arctia plantaginis, 1905 nucleotides long. NCBI's taxonomy places the organism in Eukaryota, Metazoa, Arthropoda, Insecta, Lepidoptera, Erebidae. The record is from the annotation of a GenBank genome assembly.
AUGACCCGCCUUUCCGUCACAACCGGGUCUGCGAUUAGAGAGGUAAAGCAUGUAUGCGCGGCGGGCGGCGUGGGCGGCGCGAGUGACGUGGGCAACAUACGUUCUGGCGUGUUGUGCAUGCGUCACUGCCGCGCCCGCCGAACAGCGCACCUCACAGCCCACUAUGACCGCCUCACCCACGCCCGCCUGCGAACCACUUGUAUUGAAAAACCUGCCACCGAUGCCACCGGUACAUGUCAUAUAACCUGCAUGGACAUAGGAUUAAGAAAAUCCGUCAACAUCAACGUAAAUUGGUUCAAAUUUCAGAAUUCACGAGAACACGAGGCGGCUGCAGUUCAUACUGCGCGUGCGCUAGCUGAGCUAGUGCAACAGGGGGUAGCGGACGAGGAGCGCGCAGCUGCACUCGCACGAGCUGCCAGUCAUGCACCCCUUGUCCCUGCACCUGCCGCUGUUGCCCUUGGCGCACCACAACUUCACCUCGGAGUACUCUACAUAGCAAAUCCACCUAGACUUGUUGUCUUCCAGCAAAACAAUACAGUUACUCUUCGUCAGUUUUGGAGAACGUUAGCAUCGGCGUGGAAUGCCACUGCAGCAGUUUGGUCUACUGCCUGGUUUUCGUGUGAAGAGGAUGGCCAGGGCUGGUGGGGUGGAGUAGCCGCAGCACGUGGGGUGGGGCCUGCUAGGUCGGCAGCCGCUUUAUUCCAUCGAUGGCCUGCCCUACCCUGUGAAGAUACUAUGAAUGCUUGGUUUGGUGAACCUCCACUUUGUGACUCUGCUACUACCGAUUGCGAGGCAACGCCUGCGUUGGGUUCCAGUGAUAAAAAAAUUGAGUAUCGGUGUAAAUGUCGAGAUGGACAUUGGAAUACUGGUGGAAAUGGUUGGCUGAGCGAUAUUACACUGGUGAACGACGGCAAUACCCCAUUAAUGUGUACGCCAUGUGGAAUGGGCAAUGAUUCAUCGGCCUGUCUAACUGACGCAUACCGCGUAGCACUUCUAGCUGCUAAUUUAGCAGGAAUGCUUCUCUGUCUCGUUAUAGGACUCAUCAUUUUUCAAAAAAGAAAAUGUAAAGCAGUUGCCAUGGGUAUGUGGACAGUUCUGGAGGUGGUUCUUCUGGGUGCAUUAUUGAUGUAUGGCUCUGUUCUACGAGUAGUAGGCGCGAUGGUCUCAGGCGCAGCAUGUUAUCUAGCUGCUUUCACAGCAACAGCAGCGUGUGAGGAUAACGAACGCGGCGGCUGUGCGCGGGCUGCGUGGCACCACGUCACUGCGGCCGCAGAGAUCCUGCUACUCACUGCGGGCCUCCGAAUUGCAUAUGCUGCUAGAAAUGCCAACGUGCCAUUUCAGGAGCGUGGAUGGCUGGCGACAGCGCUGUGCAUCGAAGGUAUGUGUGGCGUGUGGUGGCGACUGGUGGCAAGCAGCGCGCCCGACGCUGCACCGGAGCGCUGGCCCGUCGCGGCGACAGCGCGCGCUCACUUGUCAGCCGGCGCCGCGCUCGCCUGCGUGCUGGCGCCCAGGUUGUGGCACGGCUACCGCGCACGAUCACUCGCUCAAGAGGUAUCACGGCGAGGACCUGCAGAGGGCUUCGGUGCAGAAGGUGAGGAGGAGCCCACAACUGAAGAGGUGCGGGCGGAACUCAAGAGGCUUUACGUCCAAUUGGAGAUAUUACGCAAUAAGACUCUUAGAAGGGACAAUCCGCACAUCAGUAAACGCAGAGGCGGUAGGAAACCACCACAUCGACGGUUCUCCUUACAGGCGCUACAGGCGCGACGCGGCGGCAAGGGCAAGGCGGGCGGCAGCGCCAGCGCGGUGGAGGCGAGCGAGGCAGGCGACGCUUCGCGUACUCCUGAAGACUCCGUGUGCUCCAACGAGGGGCCUAGCCACUACAAUGACACCGAUACACAAGCGUGA